AUGGGAGUCGAGCCAGAGGGAGGCAGUUCUUUAUCUCUUUCUCCGUCAGGUUUAUAAGCACUGUUGCGAUGCAUGAGGGCAGAAGAGGCUGAUGUAUUAAUUGGGAUCAGCAAUCCAAAUCUUCCAAAAAGAAUCAAAGAAGGAGUGUGUAACCGGAACGCCGUCUGGUGGGAGGGUGUUUACUCACGCACACGUGGAUGCUCUAAAAGGAAGCAUACGUUCUCCUCCAGAAAAGGUUUCGCUGGAAUGGGUAAUCUUCUAAAAGUCCUUACAAGGGAAAUAGAGAACUAUCCACAUUUUUUCCUGGACUUUGAAACAGUGACAGGAGGAGCCGGAACCUCAGUCUCAGAGCUCUUAUAAGACACUUUUCCCUCUUUGCCUUCUUGUGGUGAAAGUUUAUGCUUCCUGCUGUCCAAUGCAGUUUGUGUUUGAAUUAGUACCAUAUAGAGUUUAGAUUCAGUUUUGAACAGCUUCUAAAUUCACCAUGUCAGGCAGAGGGAAUUUUGUAUGUAGGAGCAUGAGACUUCACUCUUUAACACUCAGUGUGACAUCCUGUGAUUUUUUUUUUUUUUUUUUUUACAGUCUUUGAUAUGCAACACCUUUCUUUUCUCUCUCUCUCUUUCUACCUUUUUUUUCUUCUUUCUCUUCGUGCUCUUCUGUUUCAGAAACCAAAUGGGGAAUCUGUUAAAAGUGCUCACUUGCACAGACUUUGAUCAGGGGCCAAACUUUUUCCUUGACUUUGAAAACGCACAACCAACAGACUGUGAGAGAGAAGUGUGGAACCAGGUGAAUGCUGUUCUCCAGGAGUCUGAGAGCAUCCUCUCUGGCCUUCAAGCCUACAAGGGUGCAGGCCAGGAAAUACGAGAUGCAAUUCAGAAUCCUAACGACAUGCUCCUUCAGGAAAGGGCAUGGAACUCUGUGUGUCCCCUUGUCAUCCGGCUAAAGAAGUUCUAUGCGUUUUCAUUGAAACUAGAGCAAGCGCUGCAGAGUCUUUUGGAGUCUCUGACGUGUCCACCAUACACUCCCACUCAGCACCUGGAGAGAGAGCAGGCCCUCGCUAAACAGUUUGCUGAAAUCCUGCAUUUCACCCUCCGCUUUGAUGAGCUUAAGAUGAGAAUACCAGCCAUCCAGAAUGACUUCAGCUACUACAGAAGAACAAUCAGUCGAAACCGAUUAAACAACAUGAAUCUUGAUAUUGAAAAUGAGGUCAAUAAUGAAAUGGCAAACAGAAUGUCUCUGUUCUAUGCUGAAGCCACGCCGAUGUUGAAGACCUUGAGCACAGCAACAACAAACUUUGUGACAGAGAAUAAGACAUUACCUCUUGAGAACACCACAGACUGCCUGAGCACUAUGGCAAGUGUUUGCAAGGUCAUGCUGGAGACACCAGAAUACACAAGUCGAUUCAACAGUGAAGAUACACUUUUAUUUUGUAUGAGGGUGAUGGUGGGGGUUAUUAUCCUUUAUGACCAUGUGCAUCCAAAUGGUGCCUUCAACAAAUCCUCAAAAAUCGAUAUGAAAGGAUGCAUUAAGGUGUUAAAAGAUCAGCCUGCAGAUAAUGUGGAAGGUCUCCUUAAUGCCCUCAAGUUCACCACAAAACACCUGAAUGAUGAGUCCACUCCAAAAAAUAUCAGAACAAUGCUCCAGUAAUGGUUUUUAAGUGAAUCGGGUCAAUAUCCUGACCUCUAAAGAUGUAUAUGUUUACAAUUAUUUAAGGACUUGAUGUUAAUACUUGGGUGUAUUUACAUAAUCAUUCCCUCCGAGUAACUGCAAUGUAAAAAAAAAAAAAAAGCAGACCUUUAUUCUAAACAAACUGCCUAUACUGUUGUUGACAGAAGCACAAAUGAAGAAAAAAACCAAGCAGCCUUAUACAAAUUCAUGGAAAAAAGAAAUCAUCUGCCAUUUUCUUUCAAAUAUAUAACAGUGAUCAUGUUAACCAAAGGGGCUAAAACAUUGGUUGUGAGUUACAGUGAAAUCAUAUUGGCUAAAGCCUUGUCAAUAUUGAAUGAGUAAAGUGUGUUGGUAUGGUUGUGCUUUUGUAUUUUGUAAGGUAAUGACAAGAAAAGAUAAGAGAAAAAAAAACUAUGUAAAAUAAUCUGUUGUUUUUGUUCAUUUCCCUAAAUCUGUGGUCCGACUGAAGGUGGAGAUCAGCAUUUUUUUUGUCAUUAUGUGAUGAGUGCUCUUUGUUUUUUUGUGCCUCUUUGUUUCUAACACAUUCGAUAUUCAUCAAUACAGCUUUAAAAUCUAAAAUAAAAUUGACAUUUUGAUUAUA
This is a messenger RNA of Danio rerio (zebrafish), 2269 nucleotides long. The record is from RefSeq and is a predicted model, not a curated record. NCBI's taxonomy places the organism in Eukaryota, Metazoa, Chordata, Actinopteri, Cypriniformes, Danionidae.